CUUUUUGAAAAAUCUCCAUCUCACAAUUGUUAUUCUCUAGCUUCCGUGAGCUUUGUUUGGUUACGCCAUCGAUUUUGAUCUCGUGCUUGAAUCAGCAUGUCAAGCGUCGUCGUCGAGUCUGAUGUACAACUGAGUCUUGACUCGAUCAGGGAAUCAUUGAUCAGACAAGAAGACACCAUCGUCUUCAGCUUGAUCGAGAGAGCUAAGUUCCCACUCAAUUCACCUGCAUUCGAGGAAUCUCGCUGCCUAGAUUCAGGAAACUCCUCUUCUCUGACUGAGUUCUUUGUCAGAGAGAUUGAAACCAUCCAAGCUAAGGUUGGAAGAUACGAUAACCCGGAGGAGAAUCCUUUCUUCCUUGACAACAUUCCUCAAUCCGUUUUUCCUACGCACAAAUAUCCACAGGCUCUUUAUCCUAAGGCUUCAUCUGUUAACAUAAACAAACGCCUUUGGGAUGUUUACUUUAAAGAAUUGCUUCCUUCGUUUGUCAAACCUGGUGAUGAUGGCAACUAUGCAUCAACUGCUGCUUCUGAUCUCGCUUGUUUACAAGCUAUUUCGAGAAGGAUUCACUAUGGUAAGUUUGUUGCUGAGGUCAAAUUCAGUGAUGCUCCACAUGAUUACGAGCCUGCCAUUUGCUCUAAGGAUACAGAGGCAUUAAUGAAGCUUUUGACGUUUGAGAAAGUGGAAGAAAUGGUUAAGAAGAGAGUUGAGAAGAAAGCAGAAACGUUUGGACAAGAGGUGAAGUGCGUCUCUGGUGAUGAGGAGAGUGAGAAGAACUAUAAAGUGGAUCCAUCGCUCGUCUCUCGCAUCUAUGGAGAAUGGCUUAUCCCUCUUACCAAGGACGUCGAGGUUGAGUAUCUUCUACGUCGUCUCGAUUGAAUCUUGAGACAUUGAAACAAGAAGUUCAUGAGUCCAUUGUCUUUCCCACAAACUCUUACAAAGUUGUUU
This is a messenger RNA of Brassica oleracea var. oleracea, 945 nucleotides long. Its product is annotated as chorismate mutase 2. Bases 97 to 876 code for a protein of 259 amino acids. The transcript has 5 exons. Lineage: Eukaryota; Viridiplantae; Streptophyta; Magnoliopsida; Brassicales; Brassicaceae. The record is from RefSeq and is a predicted model, not a curated record. Gene Ontology annotation, molecular function: chorismate mutase activity. Gene Ontology annotation, cellular component: cytoplasm. Gene Ontology annotation, biological process: chorismate metabolic process; aromatic amino acid biosynthetic process.